GGAGGAGGAGGAGGGUGCCGGGUGGCCGCGCACGGCGAGACCCCGGGGGCAAGCCCACCCGAGCAGGAUGGCAGACAUGCAGGGAUUGAUCGAGAGGCUGGAGCGAGCCGUCAGUCGCCUGGAGCUGCUGUCUCCCGAGUCCCACCAGCCGCCUGGGAACUUUGGGGAGAUGAAUGGUGUCAUCGCAGGUGUGGCCCCCUCAGUGGAAGCCUUUGAUAAGCUGAUGAACAGCAUGGUGGCCGAGUUUUUAAAGAAGAGUAGGAUCCUUGCUGGGGAUGUGGGGACUCAUGCAGAGAUGGUGCACAGUGCCUUCCAGGCCCAGCGUGCGUUCCUCCUGAUGGCGUCACAGUACCAGCAACCCCAAGAGAAUGACGUGGCGGCACUUCUGAAACCAAUAUCGGAGAAGAUUCAGGAAAUCCAGACCUUCCGAGAGAAAAACCGGGGAAGUGACAUGUUUAAUCAUCUCUCAGCUGUCAGUGAGAGCAUCCCAGCCCUGGGCUGGAUCGCUGUGUCCCCCAAACCCGGCCCUUAUGUCAAGGAGAUGAAUGACGCAGCCACCUUUUACACUAACAGGGUCUUAAAGGACUACAAACACAGUGACUUACGCCAUGUGGAUUGGGUGAAGUCCUAUUUGAACAUUUGGAGUGAGCUUCAGGCAUACAUCAAGGAGCACCACACCACUGGCCUUACUUGGAGCAAAACAGGGCCAGUGGCAUCGAGCGCCUCCUCCCCAGUUCUCUGCCUGGGGCCUGCCCCGCCUCCCCCUCCUCCUCCUCCACCUCCUCCUGGGCCACCUCCACUUUUUGACAACGAAGAACCACGCAAGGAGCCGUCCUCUCCUUCACGCUCAGCUCUAUUUGCCCAGCUCAACCAAGGGGAAGCCAUCACAAAAGGACUCCGGCACGUCACUGACGAGCAGAAGACACAUAAGAAUCCCAGUCUCCGGGCCCAGACGCCCUCGCCAACCAAAAGCCGCACAGCUGCUCCCUCGGCGCCCCACUCCCAGCCUCCUCAGAAACAUGCUCCGGUGCUCGAGUUGGAAGGAAAGAAGUGGCGAGUCGAGUACCAAGAGGACAGGAAUGACCUGGUGAUUUCAGAGACAGAACUGAAACAAGUGGCUUACGUUUUCCAGUGCAACAAGUCUACCCUGCAGAUCAAGGGGAAAGUGAAUUCCAUUACAAUCGACAACUGUAAGAAGUUUGGCCUUGUGUUUGACAAUGUGGUAGGCAUUGUGGAAGUGAUCAAUUCCAGGGACAUUCAAAUGCAGGUAAUGGGGAGAGUGCCCACAAUUUCCAUUAAUAAGACGGAAGGCUGCCACAUAUACCUCAGCGAGGAGGCACUGGACUGUGAGAUUGUGAGUGCCAAGUCAUCAGAAAUGAACAUCCUGAUUCCUCAGGACGGGGACUACAGAGAAUUUCCCGUUCCAGAACAGUUCAAGACAGCGUGGGACGGAUCCAAACUGGUCACUGAACCUGCAGAAAUUAUGGCCUAGCCUACAGAGAGACUGGACCCCUUGACACAAUUCCCACCUCCCCCUUCUUCCUCCCCAUCAAAAUUCUUUCAAAAAGCAGCAUUAAAGACCUAGAAGUCGCAGUAACACCUACAGCUUUCUUGUUGACCGCCAACAACUCUGUUGAUACGAGCUACAUCCAUUCUGGCAGGCUUUCAUGGGCAUUUUUGGAGUAUUUCACAUUGCUUCACGACUGGCUUUUGUGUGUGUUGAUUUGAGUUCCACGUGAUGACUUGUGAGCAUUGCAUUAAUGGGAAGAGGAGGAAUCCUGUUCCCUUCCUAUUAUUAUCAUGGUAGCACUAGGUAAACAUAUUGCAUGGUUCACUUUGACACUUAGGUUUGUUGCUAGUUAAAAACUAAAGCCUUUAAGAAUUUGCAUUAUGCAUUUUGACCUCUAACCAUUUUACUAUGCUGUAUCUGUUAGAUGCUCAGAAAAAUAGGAUUGCUUUCUUAUUUUUCCUACAUGCUUACCUUUAUCAGCAUGAGUAUACUGUCAGCAUGAACACAUAUUUCAGCCUAGUUUUAAAAUUACCAAAAAGCUCAUACUAAUUGGACCAUAUUCAAUUUCUUGGUCCUUGGAAGAUCUGUAUGCUUUAUAGAUACUUAAAACAGAAAGUAAACUAUAUUGAUUUACACCCUUUUCUGCCAUAUCACUCGAAAAACCUUUAGUAAACAGAAAGUAAACUCUCCCAAUGAUUUACACCUUUUUCUGCCGUAUCACUCGAAAAACCUUUCAUUUUGUCUUUAAAGAUUAUUAUACCAAGAGAGUGACGAAAUAGGUUUUUAUUUGUUUCUUUGCUCUGUAAUACCUCACAAUUUUGCUCUCAAAUUUUUUUUCCAGUUUUGACCCUAUGAAAUAUCCAGUGUCCUGCACAUGCUGUCUUUAAUGUUUCAUGAUGACUGCUUUUGUGUGUGAGUGCGUGGGAAAGAGGGAUCCCAGGACUCAUACAUGCAGAGCGUACACACAGCACUACAUCCCAUGCCAUGACCACUUUCUUCUUUACUCUUGCCAGAUAUGCUUAAUAGUCUCAAAAAUGAACAUUAAAAAAAGCCAUAGCUGGAUUAUGUCUUCAAAAACCUUCAGAAUGAUUGGUUGGCUUUGCUUGCUGCUCUUAUUUUUCGUAUUGGUAGCACAUGCUUUUCAAUAUCAGAGUAAGCAUCAUAUUUCUUUGUAUCUUCCCAGCACAGCUGAAAAUUUUGCAACUUCUUAGAUGAUAUGUAAUAAAUUAUAGUAUAUCGUACAAUGCUUGCAGACCUAACACUAGCAUAUAUAUUGUGCCUAUUACAGCCUUUGGAAGACAUAAUUUCCUUUUGUAAAAAUAGCUUCGAUAUCCGUGUAGUUCAAAUUCCUAACGCUCAUGCACUGAGGUUUUGCUAUAAAAGUUUUAUCUAUAUGAAUAAUGUUGUGGCUUUUAGUAACUACCUUUUCGACUAUAAUCUUAUUCUGAAAUAAAGUAAAAUUCUAAAUUGUUUAUAUACUGUGAUGAA
This is a messenger RNA of Sorex fumeus (smoky shrew), 2998 nucleotides long. RefSeq names its product cyclase associated actin cytoskeleton regulatory protein 2 (gene CAP2). Bases 68 to 1492 code for a protein of 474 amino acids. Gene Ontology annotation, cellular component: cytoplasm. Gene Ontology annotation, biological process: cell morphogenesis; regulation of adenylate cyclase activity; cytoskeleton organization. The transcript has 13 exons. NCBI's taxonomy places the organism in Eukaryota, Metazoa, Chordata, Mammalia, Eulipotyphla, Soricidae. The record is from RefSeq and is a predicted model, not a curated record. Gene Ontology annotation, molecular function: adenylate cyclase binding; actin binding.